Molecule: messenger RNA, 1810 nt
Organism: Drosophila simulans
Lineage: Eukaryota; Metazoa; Arthropoda; Insecta; Diptera; Drosophilidae
Exons: 1
Coding region: 198-1670 (490 amino acids)
Source: RefSeq, a predicted model, not a curated record
AUAUAAAUAUCUAUAUAAUAUAUAUAUAAAUAUCUAUAUAAAUAUCUAUCUAUAUCUAUAUAAAAAUCUAUGGUGUUUUUCGAAUCCUAAGAUCGGAAGAUUUAGUUUAAUCACAUAUGUAUGUACUUUCCCUUUACACAGUUUUAUAAGUUGGCCUAAAGUUUUUGUACAAAAGCAAACAAAAUUUAUAUUUAUAAAUGAACUGCUCUGCAUCUUGUAAUGCCCUCUGUGGCGUGGGAACGCCGCGUCCGAACUUGCAGCGGUUAGUUCCCUAUGUCGAGCCGCAAGAGGACGACGAGGAGGAUAUGGUAGUGUGGUGCCGGGCAAAUCUGGAUUUCGCCUGCUCGCUCAGCGAGAUGCGCAUACGCUGUGGAGAGGCCGCCACUUAUCACCGAACACUGGGGAAUGUGGACCUGGCGCCUCACCCGUUGCUUGGCCGGCGAGACAAGCUCAUGGACAUUUGCCAGAAGGUCUGCUCAGCGUCAGAAGGGAAACCCAUCCCCGCUGACCUGGAGGUCGCCUGGCAGAGUCAUAGCAGCAUUGACUGCCUUGAUCUCCGCAAAGUGCGUGCUGAGAUGAAUUUGGCUGAUCAGAAGGCGGCCAAAAAUCUUGUGGAUCGCGUUGAGGUGCACCACAAGCCUUUGCAGACGGAGGAGGCGGAGCGAAUGAAAUUGACUAUUGUCAAAGCAAACUCCGCAAGAAACUUGACUAUUGAAAAGAAAACCUUAGCGGGGAAAUGUACUAUUGACAAGGCAACCUCCGCGAGGAACUUGACCAUUGACAAGGCAACCUCCGCGAGGAAAUUGACCUUUGACAAGGAAAACUCCGCGAAGAUCUUGAUCAUUGACAAGGCAACCUCCGCGAGGAAUUUGAGCUUUGACAAGGCAAACUCCGCGAGGAACUUGACCAUUGACAAGGCAACCUCCGCAAGGAAAUUGACUAUUGACAAGGCAACCUCCGCCAGGAAAUUGACUAAUGACAAUGCAACCUCCGCGAGGCGUUUCUAUAUCCCAAAAAGGUAUGUCAGCGGGUAUAUUUCCAAAAGAAAAUCGGUCGGGAAAACGGAGUCCUUGUCGCGCGGUGCAUACAUGCCCGAUCUUGAGCUCAACCGCGCGAUAGGUCUGUCUGCAAGUCAACCAUUCAGAGGACAGCAUUGCCUUGUGUUGGAGAAGCUUCCCGACAUCAAGAUGGAGGAGGACAGAACCCAGAUCCCGAACUCCAGAAUCAGCGCCAGUGGCCGCAAGUAUGACGGCUCUUUAAUACCCACUUGGAGAAGUGCUGGAACUGGUGCGGAUCAGAAUUCGGAGACAAAAAGUUCCGACACCUUCAAUUCCUCCAAUUCCUUUGAGAGAUCCAGUCUGGUCAGCGAUUCCCAAGAAAAGGACAGAACUCAGAUGCCGAACUUCAGAACCAGCACCAGUGGCCGCAAGUCCGACGGCACAUCAACACCCAGUUGGAGAAUUGCUAGAACUGGUGCGAAUCAGAAUACGGAGGCAGAGAGUUCCGACUCCUUCGAUUCCUCCAAUUCCUUUGAGAGCUCCAGUCUGGUCAGCGAUUCCCAAGAAAACCACGAGCUUUCCACGGCGGCAGGUCUGACGGCGGCCUUCAUCCGGCGACAUAUGCUGUUCCACCUCCUGGCCAGUAGGUUCGGAAGACGGUAUCUGCGCUAGCUACGUCGUAGCUGGGGUCGUAUGUGCUGCCACCUGCGACAACAAAUUCUGUAAAUUGUAUAGUGUAUAUGUAUGUAUGAUAGUAGCCAAACCGCGAAGAAUUCCUGCGAUUUUCCAUAAAGUUCAAAGCAGUAUUUAAA